AUGCUGCACAGACUCACAUUACCUGGGCGUGUGACGACGACUACGGCCGAGUGCUUUGCCUUGGGCACCGACGCCUCGCCCUACUCGCUCACGCCACACACCGUUGUCUCGCCGGUCUCCGAGGCCGAGGUCCAAGCCACGCUUGCAGCAGCAGCUGUGCACAGAGUCCCGGUCACGUUCCGGGCGGCAGGGACAUCGCUCUCGGGCCAGGCGUCCACCGAUGCAGCGCUAAUCAAGAUAUCCCACGCAGAGCCGGCCUGGAAGGAGCUGGUCAUUGCCCCUGAUGGUGGCUCUGUCCGGCUCGGUCCGGCUGUCAUUGGCGGUGCAGCCAACGCUGCUCUCGCUCCUCUCGGUCGGAAGAUUGGCCCGGACCCAUCAUCCAUCGACUCGGCCAUGAUCGGUGGCAUUGUAGCCAACAACUCGUCCGGCAUGUGCUGCGGCGUGGCAAGCAACGCUUACCACACCAUCCGGUCCGCUCGCAUCAUCCUCGCCGACGGCACGCUUCUCGACACUGGGUCGGACGCCUCGCGCGCUGCUUUCCUCACUUCGCAUGCCAAGCUUGCGCAGGGCCUCGUCGACUUGGCUCGCGAGGUCCAGGCCGACACCGCCCUCGCCGCACGCAUCGCCUCCAAGUUUUCCAUCAAGUGCACGACCGGGUACUCGCUCAAUGCACUUGUGGAUGCCGACCCCAACGACCCCGUUGACAUUGUGCUCAAGCUUAUGGUCGGUUCAGAGGGUACGCUUGGCUUUAUCUCAUCAGUCGAGCUUGCUACUGUCGUCGAGCACCCCCAUUCGGCCACCGCCUUUGUCACCUUUGACGCCACCGCCGCCGCCGCCGAGGCGACCCAGGCGCUGCGUGCGCUUGGCGACCGCGCUCCAGACGCGGUUGAACUCAUGGACGCGGUCUCACUCGCCUCGGCGGCGCACUCGUCGGACAUUGCCUCUGUUGCGACCCUGCCUAACCUUGAUCUCAAUCCGCGCGCUGCCGCGCUGCUCCUAGAGGUCAAGGCACCCACUGCAGGGGAUCUUGAAGCUGCCUGUGCUGCACUCGCUGCCGAGCCUCUCUUUGAACCGGCGCUGGGUGACAAGCUCGGCUUUGCCCAAUCGGCUGCCGAAGCCAAGAUCAUGUGGGACGCCCGCAAAGGCAUCAUCCCCAUCGUAGGAGCGCGCCGGCCGCCCGGUACCUCGACCAUCAUCGAAGACGUGGCAGUCCCAGUCUCUGCUCUUGCUCCGCUCACCGACGACCUCUCGGCACUCUUUGCGUCGCUGGGCUACCCAGACGCGUGUAUCGUGGGCCAUGCGCUUGAGGGCAACUUGCACCUCAUCUUCAAUCAGGGCUUUGCCACCCCGGCUGACGUCGACGCUUUCCGCACCCUCCUCGACCGCAUGGCUGAGCUUGUCGCUGUCAAGUACGACGGCUCGCUCAAGGCCGAGCACGGGACUGGACGAAACAUGGCACCAUACGUCGAGAUGGAGUGGGGUCCGCGUGCCACUUCCCUCAUGUGGCGAAUCAAGGAGCUGUUUGAUCCGGCCGGCCUGCUCAAUCCGGGCGUAAUCCUCAGCCACGACGCCGAAAUUCACGUCAAGCACCUCAAGGCCACCCCGAGCGUUGACCCGGUCGUUGAUGCGUGCAUUGAGUGCGGGUUCUGCGAGUCGAACUGCCCGUCCCGCAACACCGCCCUCACACCGCGCCAGCGCAUUGCCCUCGCUCGCAAGCUCUCCACCCUCGAAGACGGCUCGGCCGCCCACGCUGAGGCCUCCGCGCUCCUUGACUCGGCCGCCAUCGACCUCUGCGCCGCGGACGGCAUGUGCCAGGCCAAGUGCCCGGUGAGCAUCAACACUGGCGAGUAUAUGGUCGCCCUCCGCGCUGCCCGUCUUGCUUCGGGCUCGCCAUGGGCGUCCAAGCUUGCGCUGAUUGUGGCGGACAACUUUGGUGUCGCCACCGCAGCCGGGCGUGGCAUGCUUGCCGUAGCCCACGCCGCCGCAUCACUUGUGGGCUCGGCAUCGCUCACCACUGUUUCUGCGGGCCUCAACACCAUCAGUGGAAGCUUGAUCCCAAUCUGGCACGAAGCACUUCCGUCGCCGCCGCUGCCGGUAUCGUGGCGCGGGGCACAAUCGCAGCCGGCUGGUGCUGCCUCGCGCCGCCGGGUGGCGUACUUUCCUACUUGUGUCUCGCGAGUUCUCGGGCCGUCGCAGCGCGGCGAGCUCUGCGUUGUCGAUGCCGUCCAGCGCCUGUUUGAUGAGCACCUUGUGGAUAGCUACGAGCUGGUCAUCCCGGACAAUGUUGAUGGGCUCUGCUGCGGGUGUGCGUUCGAGUCCAAGGGUCUCUCGAGCGCGACCGACGCCGCCUCGGCUCGACUCGGCGAUGCACUUGCCGCCCUUGAUGUCGAUGCUGUGGUCGUCGACGCGUCGCCUUGUGUCGAGACGAUGCGGCGACUUGGUGCUGGUGGUGUUCCCGUUUAUGACGUCGUCGAGUACCUAGAUCUGGCAGCACGGUCGGGGCACUUUCCGGCGCUGUCCGAGCUCGCGCCGCAGCCGGCAGCCGAGCCAGUAGUGUUGCACAUUCCGUGCUCGGCGUCCAAGGUGGCCGGCCUUGAACGAGUGUACCAGUCUGUCGCUGCGCGGCUGUGGGGUGAGCGUGGAGUGGUGGGCUCGGACGUGGCAUGUUGCGGCAUGGCCGGUGAUCGUGGGCUCCGGUUCCCCGAGCUCCGCGCAUCUGCGCUGGCCAGUCUCACUGCUCGCGCCCCGGCCCGCGGGGUCAGCUGCUCGCGGACGUGUGAAGUGGGGCUAGAGGCCGAGACCGGCGCACCAUGGCAUCAUGUUGUCGUUGCGCUUGCCGAGCGGCUGUGCAAAUAGAGAUCAUCAAAGUCCAAUCACAGAUCGGCCUUCCGCCA
This is a messenger RNA of Thecamonas trahens ATCC 50062, 2894 nucleotides long. RefSeq names its product oxidoreductase. The record is from RefSeq and is a predicted model, not a curated record. Gene Ontology annotation, biological process: lactate catabolic process. The transcript has 2 exons. Lineage: Eukaryota; Apusomonadida; Apusomonadidae. Gene Ontology annotation, molecular function: FAD binding; D-lactate dehydrogenase (NAD+) activity; iron-sulfur cluster binding. Bases 1 to 2856 code for a protein of 951 amino acids.